GUUCUUGCAAAUGGACGUCGCACUUGUUAUUAAAUCUGUUCGUUGGUUUUUGUUUAUAUCGUCACGUUACGACGUCUAAAACUUUUCAAAAUAGUUUAAAAUUCAGUUUUAAUACACUAGAAUGUAGUGCGUGUAUGUGAAACGGAUUGCAAAAGCUUUUUCUAUGUUGUUUGAUGCCUUUUACAUUUCGCCUCCUUGCGUUCAGGGUUUUAGUUGUUCUAAGUAAGUGUUUUUUUUUGGAACACAAUAUUCGAAAUUUAGAGACAAAGAUUUUUUUUUAAUUUCAUGCAAACAACAGUUUCGUGUUAAGUUUACAAGUGUUUCUAGUUAAAUUUAAUGAUUCAAAAAUAUAUAAUGUUAAUUUUAUAAGUUUAUCUAGUUUUAAUAGAAGAUGGCCCUAUGCGAGAGCCAGCUUGACUCUGGCCUGGGAAAGCUGAAAAGGGAAGGUAAAUCUGCCGAAGUGCCCAAGGACUCGCCAGAGAAGAGACUGAAAAUGGAUCAUAAUGGAAUUUAUAAUUUGGAUCAAGUGCCUGCUGGUUUGCCGGGGGGUCUGCCGCUCAGUGUCGAUUACCGAUCGCCUGUCUCUCACUUCGUUCCGCCAGCCGUCGAGCUUUACGCGGCGAGGCACAAACAGGAAGCCAUGCAUGCACAGUCGAGUGUGACUACUACAACACCGAUGAAAAGAAAACGCGGCAGACCGAGAAUCGACAAAUCAAGCCCGGAGUAUUUAGCUAAUUUAGCCGCGAGAAAGCAGGCUAGAGAAAUGGCCGCAAUGAUGAACAGCAGCCGUCAGCCUUCAGAGCCGGGCGAGAAACGGAAGCGGGGUCGGCCCAGAGUCGAUAAGACCAGUCCCGAAUAUUUAGCCAGGAAAAGGGUUAGGGAACUGGAAGCUCUCGAUCGUAAAGCUAAAAAGGAGCACAAAAGACGCACCGGCGGCGCAGCGAAAAGUCUACCACGAAGCGUCAAAACUUCGACAAAUCGCCUACCAAAAAACGUACAAAAAAACAACAUGGCCGUCAGCGUUAGAAAACUGCAACAGAAACUGGUUAGAAAGAUUGCCGAUAAAAAGAUUGUAAUGCGGAGAAAUUCGAAAUAUAUGAAAAGAAAAGAUUCGGCCACGUCUUCGUCCACGGGCGAGUUGAUCCCGAAAGCGAAGCGCAAAUACACAAAGCGAACGCCCGACUCGAAGAAAGAAUCUAACACAACGGAUAAAGUGAAGGGAAAACGCGGAAGGCCGAGGAAAAACGAGCAGGUGUCGGCAAAUAACAAACAAAUGCCACAAGCUAAAAUAAGAGUGAGGAGUAACCUCAUGCCGGACAGCUCCGAACCCAUAAAUUUGGACAGCGACGAAGAGCCCGAUCUCGGAUCCCCGAGCCAAACCUCAGAUUCCCUGAGCCUGGAUGAGAAUCUACGCGCUUUAAGGCACAUACACGAGAAAUACGCCAACAUCGAUAAGGACGACCUGUACGAAGCACACUUGUUGGCGGCGAACUUCAAGAAACCUUCCCAGGACUCCGGUCAGAGGAAUCGUGACGAUGACGACGUGCUAUCCAUCAGGAGCUCAGACGGGAACGGUUCCGUGAAGGACUUAGACUCGAGGGUCGAGAAGCUGGAGGACGGCUCCGACUCCGACACGGGCAGCACCAGCUCUGGCUCCGGCUCGUCAAGCUCCGGAUCCAGUUCGUCGUCGAGCUCCGGAAGCUCCAGCUCAUCAGACAGCUCCGAUUCGGACUCGGGGUCUGAAGACGAGAGGCCCAAAGAGGAGCAGCCUCCGAUGGCCCACAACGAGGACGACAGCCGGUCGUUCGGUGCGUGGUCGCACAGCGGGCCGGCGUCCGACUCGGACACGGAUCCGGAGCGCGCGGCGGACGUGCCUCCCCCGCAGGAGAACGACGUCAGCGAGAGCGAGAACGAGUCGCCGGACAAGAGCUUCCAGUGCCACAUAUGCCGGAAGUGGUAUUCCACGAAGGUCACGUUAAAAAUACACAGACGCAGCCACCAGAACAGGGGAGGAGGAAAUUCUAGGUCCAGGACUCGUUCCUCAGACAGAUACGAGUGUGAUUGCUGCAACGAGACGUUUAAUAGACGCGAGAAACUAUGGGAGCAUAAGGCUGAAGCUCACCGCGGCUCCAUGACGGUGCGCUGCGAGGUGUGCAGGAAGUGCUUCGAGGACGACUCCGAGCUGGCGGCCCACGACCGCACGCACACGGACGACGAGCGAGCCGGUAGGUGCGGGGAGUGCGGGGCCACGUUCCAGCGGUACGAGCAGCUGCGCCGACACCGCUCGUGCGCGCACGGCGCCGCGCCCGACGGCAUGCCGCACGCCUGCGCGCAGUGCGGCAAGCGGUUCUCGCACGCGCACUCGCUCACCCGCCACCUGCACAACCACGCCAAGCAACUGUACCGCUGCGUCGUGUGCAAGGCAUCGUUCGCGCGAGCCGACCAGCUGGCGCAGCAUCUCAACAGUCACUUGGCCAACUACAAGCGGUUGAAACCUUAAAGCACAGGGUCGGAUCAAGGUGCAAAGGCCCUAUGACACCGAUCACAGGGCCGGACUCGGUCGGGGGUCACACGGACCCAGGGGGCUCGAAUCAUCUCACUUCACCGUUACGUGUUCUAUAGAAGCGCAUUGAAUUUGUUGUUAUUUUAAUUGCGCGACGAAAAACAACUGGAAUUAUGUUUGAAAUCAUUUUUCGUGAAUUCCUUUUUUUUAUGAAGUUUUGAUAGGAAUUGUAUGAAUUGUUAUAAUUGUAUAAAUAUUAUGAAUUUUAAUUGCUCACGCCUAUUUUUUAUGUAGCAAAUAUUGGUUGUGCUCUGUACAGGACGGACCGCGAUAGACUCGAAGCUAUAAAAGAUGUGUUUGUUCAGGAAGUGGAACUUCUUUUGGCACGGUGACGCCGCAUUAGCUGUAGCGAAACGUAUCCCGCCUGAAGAAGUUACACUUCUGUAACCCGGUAUUCUUUGAAAUGAAUCUACAAAUAAUCCAUUAUGGACUGCUCGCCAUAUUGCGACGAAAACAUUGCCUUUCUCCCCUGAGACGCGCCACACAUAUCAAGUCACGCAAGACCCUAUUCGUUCAAUUUGUAAAUCCAACCCCUUUCAUUAGGGACUCGUUACCAUCAAUCGAUCUAAUCUAGUUCAAUCCAAUAGAAACUUUAAUACAUACACAAACGGUGGAUUAAUCUAUAAACACUUUCAAUUGUCUCUAUUAUUAAUUAGGUUAAAAAAAAAAUAAACCCUCGCUUAACUACUAGAGCGAAAGGGCGCUUUUGAACAAUGACGUCACCGUUCAAAAGCUCCUUUUCUGUACGAAGAGUAGACAAAUGAGAAUCAUUUUACGGAGGCAAUCGUAAUUGCUAUCAGAUUACGAAGCAUUGAGAUCUUUUGAGGCUUCGAGCCUAUUGAGACCUCCGUCUGGGCCGUUUUGGUACUUUCUGCUUCAUGUGUUCAAAGAGGAAUGCUAUCAUUUCUUAUCCAUCGCGUUAGAAGCACUGCUUCCAUCCACAUUGGUCUCGACAGAUCUAUUCUGAGUGUCAAUGACGAACGGCCGAGAAUUAGCAAUGGUCACUUACCGUGAAACGGGCCUUACGUAACCGCGAAGUACGUCUUCGGGUCUAUCCGUCGACAUCCGUGUCCGCUUAACGUCGAAUGAGACGUCCGCUCGCACCCCGAAAUCCUUAUCGACAUACCCACAUACCACGAAGACUUAAAUAAAAUUAUACAUCAAUUUAUAUUAUAUACGUACACUUUUGUUUAUUUUUUUUAUAUAUAUACUAAUACAAUCUUCUCUGAAAUCAUGUAUGAAUUAAUUUUACUGUCGUCUCUUAUUGUUUACCGUCAUAAGAAAAGGAUGACGCGAUUUUAUCAAUCAUAUUAUUCUAAUGAUGACUUGCGUAUCGACAUAUGAUGAUAUGAUAAAAUAUGGAGGUUAGAAUGAUGUAAAAAGCACCGUCUCGGUGUAUUAAAAAGAGAUUAACUUCUUAUGGGAGGGUAGAUCGCUUCGUUACGUAACGCGUUACGGUGCCAGUCUGUCUGGCUUCUCUUUCUCUCACGCACACGGCAGCGGUAGUAGAACGUAUGUAACUCCCUAACUAUUCAUAUAUUUUUCAAUUUAUGUAACAAAUUUUCCUUACAUUAUCAUAUUAAUAUGCAUAAAGUUUAAGUAAUAACCUAAGCUUUUCUCAAGUUAAACAAUUUCAAUAUUAAAUAGUUCAACUUAGAUUAGUUUAAGUUGUCACUUCUGUCGGGCGUCCCAAGACGCAAUUUUUUUUUUUUUUUUUUUCCGUGUGUCAUCUUCGCUUCAUCCAGUUUCUGUCUUUGAAUCUCUCGUAUCUUCCGGGUGAUUUUAAAAAUAUACAAUAUUUAUAUACUUGCAUUUCCUAGUUUUAAGUGUAACAUUGACGAGAAUUUUUUAGGUUGUGUUCAGCUUGUGCGAAUAACAAAACUAUUAUAAUAAGAGACGAUAUUUUCUUUAACACUAAACUGACUAAUGGUUCUUGUAGGGAAGAUUCUGUCGCUAUUUGUCAAAUUGACCGGUAAUUUGUUAAACAAAAAAUGCCGACCUUAUAUAAUUGGUAUUUUUAGAAAAGAGAAAAUAUCAGUGUUAGUAAAAAGAAAAAAAAAACUAUGAAAUUACUUAUAGAGAGAGCGAAAGGCUGUUUGGUUUAACAUUUUUGCAAAAUUAUAGGAGAGCCAUUUA
Molecule: messenger RNA, 4699 nt
Organism: Bombyx mandarina (wild silkworm)
Lineage: Eukaryota; Metazoa; Arthropoda; Insecta; Lepidoptera; Bombycidae
Biological process (GO): regulation of gene expression
Cellular component (GO): nucleus
Molecular function (GO): DNA binding
Source: RefSeq, a predicted model, not a curated record